Messenger RNA from Rhinolophus ferrumequinum (greater horseshoe bat), 508 nucleotides. RefSeq names its product insulin growth factor-like family member 3. Lineage: Eukaryota; Metazoa; Chordata; Mammalia; Chiroptera; Rhinolophidae. The record is from RefSeq and is a predicted model, not a curated record. Gene Ontology annotation, molecular function: signaling receptor binding. The coding region runs from base 4 to 447 and encodes 147 amino acids. The transcript is spliced from 4 exons.
UGGAUGGGAGUGGAAGCUCCCAAAGGUCCUAGACGGGUCCUUAGAGUCCAAUCCAGCUCCGACUUCCCCAGAUCCGGGACUGUGGAUGUGCCAGCUGGCACCCCAGCUUGUGUUUACCUAUUAGCCUUCUUCCUCCAGUGUUCAAAGGAAGUCACAGACACCCCCAGCAGCUCUGGACUGUGGCUAUGCCAGCCGGCAUUCAGGUGCGGGGACCAGAUCUACAACCCCUUGGAGCAGUGCUGUGAUGAUGACACCAUCCUGCCCCUGGACCGGACCCGCCUCUGUGGCUCCUACUGCACCUUCCAUCCCUGCUUUGAGCUCUGCUGUCCCGAGUCCUUCGGACCCCAGAAGAAGUUUGUGGUGAAGUUGAAGGUUCUGGGUGUGAAAUCUCGGUGCUCCUCCUCCCCCAUCUCCAGGAACUGCCGCAGCAGUAAGAUGUUUCCCUAAAGAAGAUAUUGAAGAAAAUACAGGGGGCCGGCCCGGUGGCUCAGGUGGUUAGAGCCCCAUG